Messenger RNA from Drosophila willistoni, 1932 nucleotides. RefSeq lists its product as uncharacterized. The transcript has a single exon. Bases 1 to 1932 code for a protein of 643 amino acids. NCBI's taxonomy places the organism in Eukaryota, Metazoa, Arthropoda, Insecta, Diptera, Drosophilidae. The record is from RefSeq and is a predicted model, not a curated record.
AUGGAUAAUCGCACGGCAAAGCUCAUAUUGGACGAACAUCGUCCGGUCCAAACGGUGGACAACAAUGCAGCAGCAGCGGCGAAUAGAACCGGAGAAGCCACGGAAGAAACUGUUCAGUUGGUUAGCAAUUCAUUCGUUAUAGACAUUGUGGAACGCAUCAAUGAAUUGUAUCACUUUAAGAAUUUCAUUUUCUACAUUUCGGAGAGAUUGGACUUACAGAAUGAAAACUCACUCGAUUUCUUUCGUGAAUUUUGUAUACAUUUUCCGCUGGCACCGAAUUUAAUAUUCACACGGAACUAUCAUGCCUCAAUGCCCAUGGUAGAGCUAAUAAGUACACCCUCAUUGGUUAUGAUCUAUACAACGGAACGUGAUGAUCCCAUUAUGGAAUUAGCUGCCCAGAAAUUACGAGGAAUACGCUGGCUGAAAACCCUUUUCAUAUUGUUUCCAAAACUCAGCACAGCUGAGUUUUAUGUGGACUUUGAUGCCCUAACACAAUUCUCUAAGAAUAUUAACAAUACUUUUGAUUGGAUUUGGAGCAAACAAUUUCUAAAUACUGUACUGAUUACAUUACAGAACAAUGUCUAUCUAUUGGAACCAUAUCCCACACCAUCAAUAGUAAAUAAGACAGACUCCUGGAAGGCAGAUGAAUUUUUCUACAAAUAUAGUAGGGAUAUGAAGGAAUAUGUGCUAAAGACACCAAUACUCUAUGAUUUACCACGGGUAUUUAAGUCAGAUCGUCCAACAAACAGUUAUGAGGAUAAUUAUGUCCAUGGCACUAGCGGAAAUUUGUUCUUGGGAUUUCUUAAGUUCGUAAAUGCUCGCAUUCUGGACACAAGCGGAAAUAUGUCAAUGUCUUUGAAUUUACCAAAUCUAUUGGAAUUGGUAGCUCAUGGUGUGUAUGAGACAUUGAUACAUUCAUUCACGGACAUGGUUGGCAAUUAUUCGGUUAGCUAUAGCUAUCCCAUUGGCAUAAAUGACUGGUGUAUCAUGGUCCCAUAUCGCAAUCAAUCACCGGCUGAUGCUUAUAUACGUGAAGCAUUGGAAAAUAGCGCCUGGAUAUUACUAUUACUCUCGGUUCUUUAUAUAACCAUUGCCAUUUGGUGGUGUUCACCCAUACGUCCGCGGGAUUUUAGUGCUGCAUUUCUUCAGUCCAUAUGCACUGUGACCUAUAGUGCUCCUAUUUAUAUUAUCAAGACGCCGACACAUCGAAUACGCUAUCUGUAUAUUGUACUCUUUGCCAUGGGUCUCAUCUCGUCUAAUAUGUAUAUUUCAAAGAUGACCAGCUAUUUUACAUCGUCUCCACCACAACGACAAGUUAAUACGGUUCAGGACAUAAUGGAGGCAAAUUUAAGAAUAUUAGUUAUGACUUAUGAGAAUGAUCACAUUAGGAGUCUACGCAAUCAGUUUCCAGACGACUUUCUAAAACAACUUAAGGUAGUGGAUAAAGAUAUAUUGGAUCACUAUCGUGAUCCGCUGAAUAUCAGUUAUGGUUAUGCUGUGACUAGUGAUCGUUGGCGCUUUCUCGAUAUGCAGCAGAAACAUUUGCGAAAACCAAUUUUUCGUCUCACGGACAUUUGUUCGGGACCCUUCUAUCAUGUCUUUCCCGUGCAUCUUGACUCGCAUUUGCAAUCGCCGCUGCAGGGCUAUAUUAUGAUAGCCCAACAAGCUGGACUUAUGCAACACUGGAAACGGGAAGCAUUUUGGGAGGCCAUUCAUCUGGAUAAAAUCCACGUGGCCAUUGUUAGCGAAGAACCAAGACCCUUGGGCUUGAAUUUUUUUUCAAGCAUGAUUCACGUUUGGUGUUUGGGUUGUGUUUUGGCCGGUUUAGCAUUUGCAGCGGAAAUGAAAUGGUAUCAAUAUUUUAUUUUCAACCCGCAUGGGUGUCCUAUUCUAACAUCUUUAAGAAAAUUACACAAAAAGCUCAGCAAAUAA